AUGCAAUUCUUGUGCCAGUACGAUAUCGUAGCUUCAGCUCUUGCCACACACGUGGCUGAUGUGGCGGAGACUGAGCAGCAGCUGGAACUGGCGGCUGGCGCGUUGGCAAGGCACUUGAUGAGUGAUGCAGUAGAACAGGACGCGCUCCGUGCGGAGCUCAUGGAGGGCAUCCGAGCCGCUGACCCCGUGAGAAUGCGUUGCGCGGUGAACCGAGGCGAGGUCGAAUUGGUGCCUGGAGCCCUGCAUGGAAGUUCCAAGGGUCCCAAGGAGAGCUUGGUGAAUCCAGUGGAGUGGGCUGUCCUGGAAGGUUUCUACAAGGAAGCAAUCUUCCUCUUGGAGCUCACGGACGGCCACGUCGCCUUCAAUCGCGAUGAGGAGUGUAGCACCUUGCAGGUCGUGCGCAUGGCUGAAAGGUGCCAACAAGCAGUGGUUGUAGCUUGCGUUCGAGGCCAAGUGAAGCUCCUGCGAGAGCUUCUGCAGCGUGGUGCGGAUUGCGCGCAGCGCGAAAAGCUGACGGGUUGUACUGCACUACAUGUGGCGGCUCGCAGUGGUGAGGAGGAGGCCGCGGCGUUGUUGCUGGAGCGUGGUGCGUGGUCUUUGGAGAAUCGGAAGGAAGAGGUGCUGAAGCAUGCUGAGGCGCACCGUCUCCAGUGCAUCAUCGAUGCAGCAGGCUUGGCAGCGCAACAGGAGAAUGCAUUAGAUCCAAAGCUGCCAGAGUUUCACGAGGUGAUCCAGGUGCUGUCAUCGGCGAAGGAGGAAGAUCGUGCAUUGACCUGGGCAGAGAUCGAAGAGAGGAGUGUCCUUGCUGCUCGGGCCAGGCCAACGACCUUGCCUGGCUAUGUCCCCGAGUCGGCCGAGGGUGUACCAUGGGGACCCUUGCACACAGUUGCCGAGGCCCGGCGAGCCCAAAAGGAAUUGCUGGGCCAGCUCUCGAAAGCCAUCCGCAAAAGCGAUGUCAUUGGCGUCCAAGUUUUAGUGCAGCGCGGAGCUCCAAUGGAGGUGAACUUUGACCUAGGAUAUGGAGAACAUGGCAACUGUGUCGACUUGGCUGUUGCAUGUGAAAAGCCUGGGAUGGCACUGACGCUUUUGGAGAUCGCGGAUGCGAAGCAAGUAGGAGAGGCUUUGGCACAGAACUCUAUUCCUGCAUUCUUCUGGUCCGUUCUCCGCGGAUAUUGUGAUGUAUUGGAAGGCGCAGUUUGA
Messenger RNA from Durusdinium trenchii, 1200 nucleotides. Lineage: Eukaryota; Dinophyceae; Suessiales; Symbiodiniaceae. The record is from the annotation of a GenBank genome assembly.